This is a messenger RNA of Paramecium sonneborni, 288 nucleotides long. NCBI's taxonomy places the organism in Eukaryota, Ciliophora, Oligohymenophorea, Peniculida, Parameciidae. The record is from the annotation of a GenBank genome assembly.
AUGUCUUUAUCUCUCUAUUUCUUAAUAAUUGUAUCAUUAUUUUUAUUGUUUGGAGUAUGUAAACUAUGCUUUUUUAAAAAUUAAGGAAAUAAAAGAGAUUAGUUUGGAAGUCUAUAGGAGAGGAUGAAGAAAAAAAUAAUUUUUGGUUAUGCUGAAUUAAUGCAGACAGUGAGUCAUGAGGAUUUAUAAAUUUUACAUUAGACAUAUGAAAACACAAUAAAAAAUGCUUAGAGUAUAUAAAUUUAAGGAGUGAGAGUUGAAGGUUAUAAAGAAGCAGUAAAAAAGUGA